Molecule: messenger RNA, 2664 nt
Organism: Meleagris gallopavo (turkey)
Lineage: Eukaryota; Metazoa; Chordata; Aves; Galliformes; Phasianidae
Source: RefSeq, a predicted model, not a curated record
UUCCUAGCACAGUGAAACACAAGAAAAUAGUUUCAUUAGAAGCCAACAAAAUACAUAUGUCAUCCAUUCAGCUGUCACCCUAGGACUCUAUUUCCCCUCCCGUUGAAUUGUUAAAGUAACUUUUCUUUUGUGUAUGAUGUUUUCUUUCACUGAUGUUAUUGCAUGUGACUGCUAGUUGUUUUAUGGGUGUAGUAAAUGACUGAUUUGUUGUUACAGACAGAGCAAGUAUCUGAGGUUGAAUUACAUCCUCAGAUGAAUAGACCCCCAUCCCAGACAGAAGAAAACAGCUCAGCAAAAAAGGAGGUUGUUCUUGCUCAACCGCCCUCCAAGCCGGCCCGCAGGAAGCUCCGGACAGAGGUGCAGGGGCUGGAGACCCCUGAGCUUUCUCCUACCGUAAAUGUGACCUCUUCCCUGCCAGCAGCAAAGCCUCACCUCCCAGUCCAAAAACAGACUUCCAAGCAGAAAAGGGCUAUUCAGACUGCUAUACGAAAAAACAAAGAAGCCAAUGCUGUGCUCGCCAGGUUAAACAGUGAGCUCCAGCAGCAGCUAAAGGAGGUCCACAAGGAACGAAUUGCCUUGGAAACGCAGCUGGAGCAGCUACGCCCUGUAACCGUCUUGUGACCUCCAGCUCACUGUGCAGCAGCAGAGCACGUGCACCAACAGCCUUGCAACCACCAAGGUGACGUGGUGGGGUCCCUGGCUUGCCCUCCACACCCUGCUGCACCUGCUUGCCUCUGCAGAGGGGGAAGGUACAGAAAGCAAAUACCAAACUGUCAGAUGGCUCUGGGCAGGUGCUUUGCCCUCUUCUCUCCCUCUUCCCAACCUAACGUGUAAAUGCAGUUUGCCACUGAAAUGAAUGAGAGUAUUUUAUUUAUGCCAAGAGUCCCUGAUUUAUACAUAUUCUUGCAACGCCUCCUAUCCUGAAUAUUAAGAGGUACAUAAUUCCAGAAUUGGUGUUUAAAUAUAAAACCCAUCCUCUGAGAUGGGUUCCUGGAUGUUACCAGUUCCUGUAGGAUGGUAGAGGACGUGUGGAUUGAAAGCACAGCAGGAAUCCAACACAUUAGAUGAAAAGAGUCUCUAUCCACAAUCAUGUGUCAGAUAAUUAUUUUCUUAGUGCUGUUUAUUAUUCAAUCACAGAUGUAUUUUAAUGUUAGAGAACUUGUAUUUUAUAAGUUACAAUUCGUAAGAGAGAACAGUAAAAAUAUUAAAUUUUUAUUAUUUUGGAAAUUACAAAAAAAAAAUCUGUUUUUUGAGCUAUAACUCUUUCCUAUCACUCAUAUUUGAUCAGUUGCUUGCAACUGACGGUGUCUCUGCAUAAAAAAUUUCUUCAAACCAACAGUGUAUUUCUAACAAGAGGUUAAAAAUGCAUUCUGGGCAUUUUUGUAAAAGCUGUCCUGAGUAUAUUUGUAUUGGUCUGCUUUGUUGUUUUUUUAACAGCUGCUAAUUUGUUUUAAGUACAUGUGUAAGAACUGUAUUUCUAAAAGAAGAGAGAGAUCAGAACUGCUUCACAUGAGAUUGUAAAAUGUAUGAUGGAACCAAUUGCUUUGUACCGCAGGCUUUCAUUCAGGUUCUGUUGCACCUCACUGGAGAUACCACUGAUAGGAUGAAGCUGCUAAUGCCCAUCUGGUUUUCAAAUGAAGAAACAAAGAUUAUUAUUAUUAUUAUUAUUAUUGUUUUUACCUGGUCUGCUCCAAGGCCAAUUGAACUCCAUGGAAAAUUUUCAUGGGUGCAGUGGUCAUUGGCUUUGAUCUCAGUUCUCGUGAUGGAAGCUGUCUAAUUAAUGUUGCUUUAUCUCUUAAGGGGCCAAUAUUCUUAUACUGAGUGAUUUCAGAGAUAUUAUGAACCUUGCUCCCUUCAUGGAUAUGAUGUAUGCUGUGCUGCUAGGGUAUGUCACCUAAUUGUUAGUCAUUUUAAACACAAUGCUGCUUGUGUUUCAUAUCCAGUUGUUUAUUGACUUAAUAUAAGUAUACACCUUGCAAAAACUGUGCAACAGAUUGGGGGUUUUUUUGGACCAUUUUUGGUCUUACACAUUCUCCCAUUAGCUAUAUGAUGGCUCUGGGGUAGAGAGGAAAGAGGAGCAAAUUUGAAAUAAGUAGGUGGCCUCCCUUUGGGGUGUGUCAUAGCAUGGCUGCAGUGAGAUAUCGGAGGGCAUCAGAACAGCCAAGAGUUUUGUUUGGAGAUAAAUGACAUCAACGGGAAAGUGUAAAGUGAUGAGGAAACAUAUUAUUUUUGCUGCAGUGGUUGCGGAUGUGGGAUAUGGAUCCAGAAUUCUAAAGGUGACUUUAGUCUCAACACUUACUGCAGAAUUGUUAACAAAAAUCUGUUUGUAUAACACACUGCUUUUGAUUAUACUAAACAUCACUUUGUGAAUGAGCAACAGCCUUUUCUCUGGAUUUGGGACUUUUUUUGUGGGACUGUUGCUUAGAUGGAGUCAGAUGGUCAUUUCUGAUCAGUGACAAAAUGUGAGAGCUGCAGACUCCUGGGAAGCUGCAAAAGAGCUAUUGUCCUUGUGCUGUCAGUGGUGCUGUUUGAAAACUAGCAUCGUUUAUUUGUAACAUUGAGUCAUUCCUGAAAUUUUAUUUAGGUUAAGUGCUCUUCUGUGUUUGCAUUUUAGUUCUCAUGUUGCGUUUGGUUAAUAAACCCCCGCUAUUAAAUUGGAAAUAA